AUGAUAAGCGCUCUAGACUUAUACCAUGUCCUCACAGCCGUAGUUCCACUCUAUGUAGCAAUGAUCCUCGCCUACGGUUCAGUAAAAUGGUGGAAAAUCUUCACACCUGACCAAUGUUCAGGCAUAAACCGUUUUGUAGCACUUUUCGCAGUUCCACUUCUCUCAUUCCACUUCAUCUCAACCAACAAUCCUUAUGCCAUGAACUACAAAUUCAUAGCAGCUGAUUCACUUCAAAAACUCAUCAUCUUAACCAUCUUAUUCAUUUGGUCAAGGUUAAGCUCAAGAGGGUCGUUAGAAUGGUCCAUAACACUCUUUUCACUCUCAACUCUUCCAAACACACUUGUGAUGGGCAUUCCUUUGUUGAAAGGAAUGUAUGGUGAUGAUUCUGGUACCCUCAUGGUUCAAAUCGUUGUUCUUCAAUGUAUUAUCUGGUAUACAUUGAUGUUGUUUCUUUUUGAGUAUAGGGGUGCUAGGAUUCUCAUUGGAGAACAGUUUCCUGAUACAGCAGGCUCUAUUAUUUCCUUCAAAGUUGAUUCCGAUGUUCUUUCUUUGGAUGGGAAAGAGCCUCUUCAAACUGAAGCUGAAGUUGGUGAAGAUGGGAAACUUCAUGUUAAAGUAAGAAAAUCAACAAGUUCAAGAAGUGAGAUUUUCUCUAGGCGUUCUCAUGGUGUUAACUCUGGUGUUUCUUUGACACCAAGGCCUUCUAACUUAACAAAUGCUGAGAUUUAUUCUCUACAAUCUUCUAGAAAUCCUACACCAAGAGGCUCUAGUUUUAAUCACACUGAUUUUUACUCUAUGGUUAAUGGGAGAAAUGUGAGUCCUAGACAAUCUAACUUUGGAAGUUUGGGUUUUGAUGAGGAAAGUGGUGUUGGUAGAGUCAAUGGUGGUGCUAACAAUGUUAAUGGUGGAAAUGGGUACCCUACUCCUCAUAGUGCUGGAAUUUUUUCACCUGUGGCUAAUAAGAAAAAGGGCCAUGGCGGUGGUGGCGAUGGUGGAAAAGAUCUUCAUAUGUUUGUUUGGAGUUCAAGUGCUUCACCUGUUUCUGAAGGUGGGAUUCAUGUCUUUAGAGGUGCUGGAGAUUAUGGGAAUGAUCAACUUAAUGGGGUAGCUCACCAAAAAGAUUAUGAAGAAUUUGGACAUGAUGAGUUUAGCUUUGGAAACAGAACUGUUGCUAAUGGUGUGGACAAAGAUGGACCUGUGUUAUCCAAGCUUGGUUCAAGCUCAACUACUGAGCUUCACCCUAAAGAUGGAUCUCAAGUUGAAUCUAAGCCUACUAACAUGCCACCUGCAAGUGUUAUGACAAGGCUCAUCUUGAUUAUGGUGUGGAGAAAGUUGAUUAGGAAUCCUAAUACUUAUUCUAGCCUCAUUGGUCUCAUUUGGUCUUUGGUUUGUUUCAAGUGGAAUGUUGUUAUGCCUGCUAUUGUUGCUAAAUCAAUAGCAAUUUUAUCCGAUGCUGGUCUUGGAAUGGCCAUGUUUAGUCUCGGUUUGUUCAUGGCAUUGCAGCCGCGGAUUAUUGCGUGUGGAAACACGGUUGCUUCUUUCGCAAUGGCGGUUCGUUUCCUAACCGGGCCGGCUGUCAUGGCUGUUUCAUCCAUUAUUGUAGGACUCAGAGGAGUACUGUUACACAUUGCUAUUGUACAGGCUGCUCUUCCCCAAGGAAUUGUUCCAUUUGUGUUUGCCAAGGAAUACAAUGUUCAUCCUGACAUUCUUAGCACUGGGGUUAUAUUUGGAAUGCUAAUUGCUCUUCCUAUUACACUAGUUUACUACAUUUUGUUGGGGCUUUGA
Molecule: messenger RNA, 1785 nt
Organism: Vicia faba (fava bean)
Lineage: Eukaryota; Viridiplantae; Streptophyta; Magnoliopsida; Fabales; Fabaceae
Source: the annotation of a GenBank genome assembly